AAUUUCUUCUCUAAUCUACGAAACAGGAUGAACGACCGGUUGUUGCUUCGGACCUGGGUGGCCCUCUCGGUGCUGAUUGCCCGGCACGAAGCUCACGCCAUGGCGAAUCUGUACCCGUUCUGGCAGAACGACACGAAAACGCCCAAAGUUGAUGAUGGAAGCUCUCCUGAGAUUAAGCUCUCUGUCCCGUUCAUCUUCUUUGGAUCAUCGUACAGAACCAUUUAUGUCAACAACAACGGCGUCAUCUCCUUCAAUGUGCUAGUGAGCCAGUUUACCCCAGAGGCCUUCCCCCUCUCGGACGGCCGGGCCUUCCUCGCCCCGUUUUGGGCAGAUGUGCACAAUGGCAUCCGAGGAGAGAUCUACUACCGGGAGAGCACGGACCCCGAGCUGCUCAGGAGAGCCUCCAAAGACGUCCGCAAGUACUUCAAAGACAUGUCCUCCUUCUCUGCCACCUGGAUCUUCAUUGCCACCUGGGAGGAAGUCACUUUCUACGGGGGGAGCAGCACGACUCCGGUGAACACUUUCCAGGCUGUCCUCAUCACAGAUGGCGUGUCUUCCUUUGCCAUAUUUAACUACCAUGAAAUCAGCUGGACUACAGGGACAGCCAGCGGAGGGGAUCCUCUCACAGGGCUUGGUGGUGUGAUGGCCCAGGCUGGAUUCAAUGGAGGAAAUAUCACCAAUUUUUUCAGCCUCCCAGGCUCCAGAACCCCAGACAUAGUUAAUAUUGAAGACACAACCAACGUUAAUGUCCCUGGACGCUGGGCUUUCAAAAUAGAUGGCAGAGAAAUAGACCCGGCUCAUGGCUGCAGCCUAAGAGGGCAAUUUCUCCGUCAAGGAGAGAUCUUCUGGGAGAACUCAAACUGCAGCACCAAGUGCCGCUGYCUGGACUUCAACAAUGAGAUCUUGUGCCAGGAGAUGGCUUGCAGCCCCCUUGAAGCGUGUGAGCCGAAGAUCAAGUUCUUCCAGUGCGUGCCCGUGGAGAGCAGCACCUGCGUGGUGUUCGGAGAUCCCCACUACCACACGUUCGACGGCUUCCUCUUUCACUUCCAGGGUUCCUGCUCCUACCUCCUUGCCAGGCAGUGCUGGCCAGGGUCCAAGCUGCCCUACUUCAACGUGGAGGCCAAGAAUGAGAACCGAGGCGGCUCCUCCGUCUCCUGGCUGAAGGAUAUCUUUGUGGAAACUUAUUCACACAAGAUCRUCCUCCCCAAGGGCAGCUUUGGGAAAGUGAAGGUCGAUGGCUUGGUGACGUCCUUACCCGUCUCCUUGGAACUAGGUGCAAUCAAAGUCUACCAGAGCGGCCUGUCUACAGCCUUGGAGACUGAUUUUGGCCUGUUAGUGACCUAUGACGGACAGCACUAUGCCUCCAUCUCUGUCCCGGGCACGUACAUCAAUGCCACGUGUGGCCUCUGCGGGAAUUACAACAAGGACCCCGAGGACGACACCCUUCGCUCCGACGGGCGAUUAGCGGCAUCCGUGCUGGACCUGGGCGAGAGCUGGCGCGUGUACCACCCCGAUCGGAGGUGCUCCCCGGGCUGCUUGGAUAACUGCAGCCUCUGCGACGCGGCCCUCGAGGCGCUCUAUUUCACCGCCGAGUACUGCGGCUUCAUCAACAAGAGCAGCGGGCCCCUGUGGGAGUGCGGCGCCGUCGUGGACCCCACCGCCUUCGUGCACAGCUGCGUCUACGACCUGUGCGGCUCGCACGGCAACGGCAGCGGCCUGUGCCAGGCCAUCCAGGCGUACGCCCUGGUGUGCCAGGCCCUGGGCAUCCCGGUGGGAGACUGGCGCGCCGCGACGGGAUGCGCGGCGGCCGUGCAGUGCCCGGAGUUCAGCCACUACUCGGUGUGCACCAGCAGCUGCCCGGCCUCGUGCUCGGACCUCACGGCGCCGCUGUCCUGCGGCUCGCCCUGCACCGAGGGCUGCGAGUGCGACGAGGGCCACGUGCUGAGCGCGGAGCGCUGCGUGCCCGUGCGCGAGUGCGGCUGCGACGUCGSCGGCCGCUACUACGCGCUGGGCGAGUCCUUCUGGGCCGCCGCCGACUGCUCGGUGCAGUGCCGCUGCGAGGCCGGCGGCGAGGCCAGCUGCUUCAACACCACCUGCCAGGAGGGAGAGGUCUGCACUGUCGAGGAYGGCUACCAGGGCUGCUAUCCCAAGCGGGAGACUGUGUGUCUCGUGGGGCAGAACCAGGUGCUGCAGACGUUUGACGGCGUGACGUUCCCCUACCCGCUGGAGCACUCCUACACGCUGCUGAAGACAUGCCCGGAGAGGCUGGACUUCAUCGAAGUGGACAUCAGCCAGAAGAAGCCGGGCUCUGCUCCCGACGGGCCGCGCGCCCUGAGAAUCCAGGCCGUCAGCCAGGAGGUGAAGAUCGGAGGCACCAGCCCUGCAGAAAUCAAGGUGAAUGGCUACGACGUGGAGCUGCCCUAUUCCCACCCUUCUGGCCGCCUGGAAAUCUACCGUAGCAGAAACGGCACCGUGGUGGAGUCGGAGGGACUCCUGAGCAUCCAGUACUACGACUCGGGCCUCCUGGAGAUGCGCCUCUCCACCGCCUACUUUAACUGCACCGGAGGCCUCUGCGGCUUCUUCAACGGCAACAGCAGCGACGAGUUCUGCCCCCCCAAAGGCAAGUGCACGGACAACCUGGAGCUCUUCCUGGAGAGCUGGACCACGUUCGACGAGAUCUGCAACGGCGAGUGCGGCGACCUCCUCAAGGCCUGCGGCAAUGACUCGGAGCUGCUCAAGCACUACAGGAGCCGCUCCAAAUGCGGCAUCAUCAACGACCCCACCAACAGCUCCUUCCUGGAGUGCCACGGCGUGGUCAACGUCUCGGCCUACUACAGGACGUGCCUCUUCCGCCUGUGCCAGAGCGGAGGCAACCAGUCGGAGCUGUGCGACUCCGUCGCACGCUACGCCAGCGCCUGCAAGAAUGCCGAGGUGGACGUCGGCCAGUGGAGGAGCUACAGCUUCUGCCCUCUCACGUGCCCGGAGAACAGCCAUUUCGAGGAGUGCAUGACGUGCACGGAGACGUGCGAGACGCUGGCCACGGGCCCCGUGUGCGCGGACGCCUGCRCCGAGGGCUGCCAGUGCGACGACGGCUUCGCCCUGCAGGGCACGCGCUGCGUUCCCCGCAGCGAGUGCGGCUGCAGCUUCGAGGGGCGCCAGCUGGCCACCAACCAGAGCUUCUGGAUGGACAUCUCCUGCCACUUCCUCUGCUACUGCAACGGCUCCGACAACAGCGUCUACUGCGAGAGYGUGCCCUGCAAGGACGACGAGUACUGCCUGGAGGAGCACGGCCUCUACUACUGCCGCGUGCGCACGGACGCCUCCUGCAUCGUUUCCGGCUACGGGCACUACCUCACUUUCGACGGCUUCUCCUUCGACUUCCAGAGCAGCUGCACCUUGGUCCUUUGCACCACCAUCUCCCGGCCGAGGGUGGAGAGAUCGGACACCUUCCCCGCGUUCACUGUCACCGCCAAGAACGAGGACCGGGACCCGUCCCUGGCCCUGUGGGUGAAACAAGUGGAAGUGGAGGUCUUCAAUUACAACAUAGUCAUCCACCGUGCCUACAAAUACACAGUGCUGGUCAACAACGAGCGUCUCUACCUGCCUCUGAAGCUGGGCCAGGGCAAGGUGAACAUCUUUGCCUUCGGCUUCCACAUUGUGGUCGAGACAGACUUUGGGCUGAAGGUGGUGUACGACUGGAAGACCUUCCUCUCCGUUACGGUGCCGCGCAGCUUCCAGAACCUGACCUACGGGCUCUGCGGCCGCUACAACGGCAACCCCGAGGACGACCUGGUGGCCUCCAGCGGCCUGGCCGCGGCCGGCGUCACCGACUUUGGCCAGAGCUGGGUCCGGCGGGACACGUUCUGCCAGGUGGGCUGCGGCGACCGCUGCCCCGCGUGCGGGAAGGUGGAAGGCUUCUGGAAACCCCAGCAGCUAUGCAGCCUCAUCCCCAGCCAAAGCGGCGUCUUCGCAAAGUGCCACAGCAAGAUCAACCCCGGCUUCUUCUACAAGAACUGCCUCUUCGACACGUGCAUCGACGGCGGAGCCAUGCAAACGGCCUGCAGCUGGCUGCAGAACUAUGCCAGCACGUGCCAGACCCAGGGAAUUGCCAUCACUGGCUGGAGGAACUUCACCUCAUGCUCCGUCAGCUGUCCCCCCAACAGCCACUACGAGAGCUGCGUGUCCCUGUGCCAGCCCCGAUGCGCCGCCAUCCGUCUGAAAAGCGACUGCAGCCAUUACUGCGUGGAGGGCUGCCAGUGCGACCCGGGCUACGUCCUCAACGGCAAGAGCUGCAUCCUUCCCCACAACUGCGGCUGCUACUCGGACGGCAAAUACUACGAGCCCAAGCAGCUGUUCUGGAACAGCGACUGCACGCGCCGCUGCCGCUGCUUCCGGCGCAACCUCAUCCAGUGCGACCCGCGGCACUGCAAGUCSGACGAGGAGUGCGCCCUGCGCAACGGCGUCCGCGGCUGCUUCAGCACGCGGAGCUCCUUCUGCCUGGCCGCGGGCGGCGGCGUCUUCCGCACCUUCGACGGGGCCUUCCUCCGCUUCCCGGCCAACUGCGCCUUCGUCCUCUCCACCAUCUGCCAGAAGCUGCCCGACUUCUCCUUCCAGCUCAUCAUCAACUUUGACAAGUGGUCCUCGCCCAACCUCACCAUCAUCUCCCCCGUGUAUUUCUACAUCAACGAGGAGCAGAUCCUUAUCAGCGACAGGAACACUGUCAAGGUGAACGGCAGCCAGGUGAGCGUCCCCUUCGUCACCGGGCUUUCCACCAAGAUCUACAGCUCGGAGGGCUUCCUGGUCAUCGACUCGAGCCCCGACAUCGAGAUCCGCUACAAUGGCUUUAACGUCAUCAAAAUCACCAUCGGGGAGCGGCUGCAGAACAAGGUGUGCGGCCUUUGUGGCAACUUCAACGGUGACCGGACUGACGACUAUGUCACCCUGCGGGGAAAGCCUGUGGUCAGCAGCGUGGUGCUGGCGCAGAGCUGGAAAACCAACGGCAUGCAGAAGAGCUGUAAYGAGCUGCAGUACUCUCAGUACGCCGCGACCUGCGACAACGUCCAGAUCCAGAUGCUGCAAAGCGACAGCUACUGCCUGAAGCUGACGGACAUGAAAGGCUUCUUCCAGCCCUGCUACGGCCUGCUGGACCCCCUGCCUUUCUACGAGUCCUGCUUUCUGGACGGUUGCUACAAUCACAAGAAGAUCCAGCUCUGUGGCUCCCUCGCUGCCUACGGAGAGGCCUGCCGCACUUUCGGCAUCCUCGGUACCGAGUGGAUUGAGAAGGAAAAUUGCUCAGGAGUGGUGGAAGACCCGUGCGUGGGCGCCGACUGUCCCAACCGCAGCUGCGAGCUGGACAACGGAGGGGAGCUGUGUGGCUGCAUCGAGCCUCCGCCCUACGGAAACAACACCCACGACAUCAUUGACGCGGAGGUGACCUGCAAAGCUGCCCAGAUGGAAGUGUCGAUCUCGAAGUGCAAGCUCUUCCAGCUGGGCUUUGAGCGAGAGGGCGUGCGUGUCAACGACCGCCACUGCCCUGGCAUCGAGGGCGAAGAUUUCAUUUCCUUCCAGAUCAACAACACCAAGGGGAACUGCGGCAACGUGGUGCAGUCCAAUGGCACGCACAUCGUGUACAAGAACACGGUGUGGAUCGAAAGCGCCAACAACACAGGCAACAUCAUCACUCGGGACCGCACUAUCAACGUAGAGUUUUCCUGUGCCUAUGAGCUGGAUAUAAAAAUCUCUCUGGAUUCUGUCGUGAGGCCGAUGCUGAGCGUGAUUAACCUGACGGUCCCGACCCAGGAAGGCAGCUUCACGACCAAGAUGGCRCUGUAUAAGAACUCGUCCUAUAAGCACCCGUAUCGCCAGGGCGAGGUCGUGCUGACCACCCGGGACGURCUCUACGUGGGGGUGUUUGUCGUCGGAGCGGACUCGACCCACUUGAUCCUGACGCUGAACAAGUGCUACGCGACGCCCUCGCGGGACAGCAACGACAAGCUGCGCUACUUCAUCAUCGAGGGAGGGUGCCAAAACAUGAAGGACAACACCAUUGGCAUUGAGGAGAACGGGGUGUCCCUGACUUGUCGCUUCCAUGUCACCGUCUUCAAGUUCAUCGGGGAUUACGAUGAGGUUCACCUCCACUGCGCUGUCUCGCUCUGCGACUCAGAGAAAUACUCCUGCAAAAUAAACUGCCCUCAGAAUAGCCGCAUGGCCAGGGAUUUCACCAAGGAGCCCAAGGAGCAGAUCCUGUCGGUGGGGCCGAUCCGUCGGAAGCGGUCCGACUGGUGUGAAGACAACGGAGGCUGUGAACAGAUCUGCACGAGCAGGGCAGACGGGCCCCUGUGCAGCUGUGUCACAGGGACGCUGCAAGGGGACGGCAAGAGCUGCAGAGCUUCCAGCUCUUCAGGGCAACCCCAAGCCUGGCUCCCUGUGCUCGCAGCCACCCAGCUGCUGCUGUGGCCCUCUCUGUAUAAAUGGGACUUGACCUCAUAAGGGAUGUGCGGCUCUGCUGCCCAGACCGGUACUGUUGUUUCGUAAGUCUGAGUAUCUGUAGGGUAGGAGCAAGAGCCCCGAAGCAGUAAACCAACCUCUGACUCGCACCGCUGCCGGCAAGGGGAAAGCAGGUGGCCAGGAGUCAAUGGGAGGAGCAGCAGGAUGUGGGAUGGGAAUGGCGCAAAAAGUGUCUGAAAUGUUGGAGAGGRGACGGCAGGGUGCCGUGUGAUGGUUUUUGGAGGGAUGCUGGACUUUGCUGAUUUUCUUGUGUAGUUUUUUCCCCAGGUUGUCUCUCAUGAUGGCCUCUAUAGUCUGAUGGUGUUUAUGUGGGGUGGUAGGGCUCUCUGCCCGGGAUGUCGGAGACGUCCAAGUUCCAGCGGGCAUCAGGGUCCAGAUGCUCUCUUUGCCCGCACUGUGGUGACUCAGGUAGUGUCAGUGUCUUUUGAGCGAGCGGAAUCAUCCAGAGGUGCGUGUCCCGGGGCAAGGUCUCCAUGCCUGUGUGUGGGAUCAGGUCAGAUAUCUGUUGACACUUAGGAACCACGGCAGAGGGUCCAUAAUGUACCUGACCACAGGCCAUGUCCCCUCCUGUUAACACGGGAGGCACAUGUCUAAACUCCUGAAGCAAGGAGCCCUUCCUUCUAAAACUGUGCUAAGCGGUGCCUCGUCCCAGGGAUGAGUGCCCGUCCCUCCACAGGAAGAAGUGCGGAGCGGAGCGGAGGGAAGCCCUGCUGUCACUGAGGGACAGGAGCCCCUGCGGUGUCCUCAGCAGGGUCGGCCAUGGGGAGAGCAGGUCCUGUUUUGGUGAUGUCGGCGGGAGAGUCGGGAGUUGGCUUGGUGCAUCUGUAGGCUUGGGAGGGGGCGGUUCUUUUGCUGACAUGUUUUGUGUUUGUAUUAUGUGACUUGGCUGAGUGAGAAUAAAAUGUGUUGUAAUCCUUCC
Molecule: messenger RNA, 7426 nt
Organism: Nothoprocta perdicaria
Lineage: Eukaryota; Metazoa; Chordata; Aves; Tinamiformes; Tinamidae
Gene: TECTA
Product: tectorin alpha
Exons: 24
Coding region: 28-6489 (2153 amino acids)
Biological process (GO): cell-matrix adhesion
Molecular function (GO): protein binding
Source: RefSeq, a predicted model, not a curated record